Mycena indigotica is the source of this 1782-nucleotide messenger RNA. Its product is annotated as Glycoside hydrolase family 76 protein. Lineage: Eukaryota; Fungi; Basidiomycota; Agaricomycetes; Agaricales; Mycenaceae. Bases 1 to 1782 code for a protein of 593 amino acids. The transcript is spliced from 12 exons. The record is from RefSeq and is a predicted model, not a curated record. Gene Ontology annotation, biological process: carbohydrate metabolic process.
AUGCGCUCUCUUCCCCUUCUUGUGGCCGUGGUUGUGGUCACACAGGUGGCCUCGCAGCCGCAGGGCUCGUCAUGGCGGAAGCCGAAUAUAACCACUUCGCUCGAGGACCGCGUUCUGCUCGCCCAAGGGGCCAUCUCGCAGGCCAUCUCAGAGCUGGACAGCACAACCUCGAUGUUUCCCGAUCCCGUGGACACCUAUGGUUUUUCUGGCGCUCUUUACUCCCUGCUCGCCGAGUUCGACCAGCUCACGAACCGGUCGCGGUAUGCUGUCGAUCUGGUGGGGUACUUUGGCUCGGCGAGCGCGGUGACGGCGGCAAACUUCUCGGGCCUUUAUGUGCUCAAUAAUGGCCUGAACUUCGGACACGGAGCUGUCGUCGCAUAUAAGGCGUAUAACAACUCGUUGUUCCUCCAAUUCGCUGUUCAAGCAUGGUCGGCCGCAGUGCCCUACACACUCACACAGGCGGCGCUCGAUGCAGGCAAGACAUCGAACAAGAAUUUCACUUUGAGCCAUGACUGUCAAGGGGUUAGCAUGGCGGGCGGAACAUUCUGGAGCACGGACCCUGCCGAUCCUCAGCUGGUUGUUCUCGCAACAGGCAGUUUCUUCGUCCUUUCUGCUUUGUUGGCAGAAGCGACCGCGGACCCGAAGUAUCUGUUUGCGGCAGUCCAGGCCGUGUCUUUCAUUCGUUCCCACCUGUACAGCCAUGGGGACGUCGUGCUCGACGGGCUAUCGGCGAAUGUCAAUGACAAGUGUGCGUUAAACACUGCGGGCCGCCUGCCCUAUAAUUCUGGCGUCGUUAUCGAAGGACUGGCCGUGCUGUACUCGAUUUCACGCAACACCACCUAUCGCGACAUGCUUGAUGAACUUAUCACUGCCUCGCUCGCGACGACCGCCUGGCAAAAUGAUACGGGAAUCAUCCAGUGGGGACCUACCAAAAACGGCGACGGAUCGGUUCCUCGUGGGCUGGUGGCCGCGCACCUGCGUAACGCGAUGAGCCCGUCCUUGACGCCGUCCGUUCUCGCAUAUCUCGCUGUUCAGUAUAACGCUGUCGCCGACCUGGCGAAGCAGAGUGGCGGCGAUAUAUACGGAGCCUCGUGGAUUGGGCCUCCGGGUACCACGUUUGACGUGGGUUCCCAAAUUAACGCCAUCCAGGCGUUGAUCAGCUCGCUCGCUCUCAACGACACUGCUUCGAGCUCGACCUCGUUCUUGUUCUCGCUCGCACCCGCACCAACAGUAACGAGCUCUGUCUCCCCCCGGGCCCGUCCAUCCUCGGAGAAAGCAAAGCAGGCUAUCGGCGGCAUUGUCGGUAUGGUUCUCGGCGCGCUCGUCGUUCUGGCCUUGAUUGGCGCGCUGCUACUGUGCUGGAGUCGGAAAAGGAGAUAUAGUCGGCUGAUGACACCGUUCGUUGAGGCGCCGAGUUCCGCUCUUGAUAUGAGAGAUUGGCACCAGCGUUUCGAUUCUUUAGGACCCCCCGGGCAGGGCCCCACCCCCCACAACUCCAAGCGACGGGGCGGCAUGGCACAAGACCGCAAUUUCCCCGUGAAGAGGGCCCCCAGCAGCAACUCGUGGGCAGUUCCGCCACCGACCCUGGCACAGGUCAACGGCGCGGGACGGCAAGCAGCAGCGCUAUCGUUCUACCCCAACCAAGGUGGGUUGGGCGGCGUUGCCUCGGAGGAGCGGACGAGAGAGGAAUUGACGGGGAUACUGAGCAGUAGGAUGAGUGGCGGCAGCGCUGGGGGUUUCGAGGAGACCUUACCAGAAUAUCGGACGGUGUAUGGAGGAUGA